Molecule: messenger RNA, 2003 nt
Organism: Schistosoma mattheei
Lineage: Eukaryota; Metazoa; Platyhelminthes; Trematoda; Strigeidida; Schistosomatidae
Source: the annotation of a GenBank genome assembly
AGACAAAUGAAUUUACAAGAAAUACAAAACUGACCAGAAUCAGUACGGGCAAGUAGCUAGGCUAAUAUUCAUUAAACAUAAUCACACACAUUCAACCAAACAGAAGUAACGGGAAGAGAGAUGAAAUAGAUCAAUCUGUUUUUGCAAACUCAUGACAAACAUAUUGGAUCUUGAAAUUUGCCCGAGCGGAUCUUCUAAUCAAUAUGCUACUAUUAUGCUGAGCUUUUUGGGCCUUGGUCAAAGUGUUGAUAUUAAAAUAAACUUGGAAGAUGAGGAGCAUAGAAAAAAGGAAGAACUCAGGAAUGAAGAUGGCCAAAUCCACUCACUUCCCGUUUAUUAUGAUGGUGAAAACGUUUGUGGAUCUGUAAAUGUUAUUUUAAAAAGAGGUGGAAAACUAGAACAUCAAGGAAUAAAAAUCGAAUUUAUUGGCCAAAUUGAAUUGUAUACAGAUCGUGGAAACCGCGAAGAGUUUAUUGCUCUUUGUCAAGAUUUAGCACGUCCUGGAAUACUUUCUCAUUCGACAAGUUAUCCAUUCGAGUUCCUACGCAUUGAAAAGCCUUACGAGUCAUACUGUGGAACGAAUGUCCGUUUAAGGUAUUUUUUACGAGUUACUAUUCAAAAAAGAAUUGCUGAUAUCACAAAAGAACUUGAACUCAUUGUACAUUCUACAAUGAGAUGUUCCGAAUCGAGUGACAGUAUCCAAAUGGAAGUUGGGAUAGAAGAUAGUUUACACAUUGAAUUCGAGUACAAUAAGUCAAAAUACCAUUUACAAGAUGUCAUUAUUGGUAAGAUAUACUUCCUACUGGUUAGAGUUAAAAUAAAAAACAUGGAGAUACAAAUAUUGAAGCGUGAAACCAUUGGUGCAGGACCUACUGCUUUUACGGAGACUGAAACUGUUGGAAAAUAUGAGAUAAUGGAUGGUGCACCAGUACGUGGCGAGUCGAUUCCCAUCAGACUAUUUCUACAUGUUUAUGGCUUGAGUCCCACUAUGCGUGAUGUUUAUCGCAAGUUUUCUGUGAGGUAUUUCCUGAACUUAGUACUGUUAGAUGAAGAGGAUCGGCGAUAUUACAAGCAGCAAGAAAUUAUAUUGUAUAGAAAAUCCGAUCGCCGACUCAAGAAUUAUGUGCAACAGAUUACAGACAAAGGACUUGAAACUAAUGGAAAUGUGGUCAAAGAGAAAGAAGCUUAUGCUGAUAACAAAAUGCAUGAACAAACAGAUCUCGAAGCUCCUGCAAAGGGUCUGCAAUCAAACAGUGUAUGUUCCGACCUCUCGACGGGUGAACAUGAAGAUGAUAAUACAGAUUGUUCUAAGUUAUUCAAUAAUCCUGCUUCUACUGCCAGCGAAUGUGAGAUAAAUAAACUUGGUGAUGACGAGGAGGACAAUGAUAGUUGUGAUUCUUUUUCUCCCCAUACACGUGCAGCCAGAAGUAUGCACCGUUAUGAACCUAAGCAGGUUCAUAAGCACACAGAAUCGUCAACUGUUGGUGACCUUCCAAACAAAUCAUCUGUGACUGUUUCUAGUGUAUCAGUUACGCAAAAUUCUAUGUAGGAAGAUAUUUUGUACUUAACAUGUUCAUUACAUGUUAAAUUUUGCUUGCUAAAGUCAAUCCUAGUCAAAAUUAUUCCGGUAGACUUUUAAAAAUCAUAAGAAUGCUGUGAUACGCUAGAUGUUAAUUAAUCAUUUGCAUUUCUGUUGUUUAAUCAAAGUUGAAUGAACCGACUGUAACUUAUUGGUAAUGUAUCUUUCGCUACAUAAGACAAUUCGUUUGCCAUGUUUAGUUUAUGAGCGGAUAACCAACAUUGAGAUUAGUGUCGAUUGUGUUGAAUUUCGCAUUCUCGUAGUUAAGUCACAACUUUGAUUACUAAUUAAUUUACUUUAAUUUUUUUCAUAUUUUAUAAAUUUCACAUAAAACAAUAAAUUGAUUUCAACAAUAAAAAUAAUUUGCUUUUUUGUAUUGAAAAGAAAAAAAAUAAUGAUCAAACUUUUUAAAAAAAAUAGUCUG